AUGGGUUCGGGUUCGGCUUCCGGCAAGGCCCACCACUGGAACGUGUUCGACGGCGUUAAGAUAAUUGCAGCGACGCCGGAGGCGCUGAUGGCGGAGAUCGACUCCGCGAUCUCGGCUCUGGAACACUCACGCGCCACCGCUCUGCUCGACGCCAACGAGGGAUAUGACGCGCGCGUGGCAGACGAGGCAUACAAGGCGGGCUGCGCCGCCCUCGCUGCCGGCAAGCUGGACGAGGCGAUUCGAUCUCUGAACCUCUCUCUCGCGAAGUGCCCUCCCGACAAGGCCUCCGCGCUCGCAAAACUCAACUCGCUUAUCGCUCUCGCCUCUCACCACCUUCAAGCCUCCUCCAAAUGA
Messenger RNA from Sphenostylis stenocarpa, 354 nucleotides. Lineage: Eukaryota; Viridiplantae; Streptophyta; Magnoliopsida; Fabales; Fabaceae. The record is from the annotation of a GenBank genome assembly.